This is a messenger RNA of Polistes canadensis, 531 nucleotides long. RefSeq lists its product as uncharacterized. The record is from RefSeq and is a predicted model, not a curated record. Lineage: Eukaryota; Metazoa; Arthropoda; Insecta; Hymenoptera; Vespidae. Bases 68 to 508 code for a protein of 146 amino acids. The transcript is spliced from 2 exons.
AUAAAUAAUAAAAAUCAUAUUAAUGAUAAUAUAAAUUAUUCAAAUAAUAAUAUCACAUAAAAUAAUAAUGUCUGAACGUAUCAAUGAGAAGAAAAAGAAAAAGAAGAAGAAGAAGUCAAAGAAUACUUUGGCAAAGAGAACGUCAGAGAUUGAAGCCAAAGAAAAGAAAGCUUGUGAAGAAGAAAAACUGCAUAAGUGGGAAGAGGCAUGGAGACAAAAAGUUCAAGUACAAGAAGAGCUCGACGAUUACAGAUGUUGCCUACAUAAAGGAUUAUGCUUAAAACCAAAGACACAAUCUAAUAUUUGGAUAAAUGUAAUAGAAGAUAAAAUGACUCAAGAAGUUCAUAUUGCUUUCAAACACGCACCUGUCCCUAAACCAAGACCUCCUCCAAUUCCAAAAUUCAAAAGGAUGGAAAUUUCGUCAAGUUGCAAAGACAAAAUUGAUCAAAUUAUUCAGAUGCAAAAAGAGACAAAAGUUAUUAAAAAAAAGAUUAAAAAGAAAAAAUAAUAAUGCUUUUCGAUUUGAUUAAA